This is a messenger RNA of Dichomitus squalens LYAD-421 SS1, 2768 nucleotides long. RefSeq lists its product as uncharacterized. NCBI's taxonomy places the organism in Eukaryota, Fungi, Basidiomycota, Agaricomycetes, Polyporales, Polyporaceae. The record is from RefSeq and is a predicted model, not a curated record. The coding region runs from base 2110 to 2331 and encodes 73 amino acids. The transcript has 3 exons.
CGCAACAUUUCCAUAGUUCAUACAGUACACUGAAACAAUGCGCAAGAGAUGCGAGUAGCGGUACACAAAAGUCUGAUAUCAUGAUGAGUGCUACUGUGCGCGAAGGCCCCAACGAGUGUCGUCGCGCGGGUUGUGACGUACAGGUGACAAGCGCUCAGGCGGCUGUGACUCAAAAUACGGGCGUGCGCGACAAGCCGGUCGUUCGGGGCGUCUCUUACAGUGGUACUCGCUCGGGGAGGUCAUGGUGCGCCAUCCUUCCUCUUUCCCUCCUCCGCCCAUCCUAGCUCACCUCGCUGACCACACCGUUGCCCUCCCGUUGGGCAUCUACCUGCUGUCGACGCUCACCCAGCUGCGCACGUCGUUCCCGCCACCGGGAGCGCGGCCGGACACGGGCUGCUGAACCUGUUCGCGACGCUGCCCCGAGUUCCAGUUCUUCGGGUCGCUCUUCGACGGCGCGUGCUUACUUGCUGGAGGCGGGAGCGCGGGCCGUGCGGUGGUUUGGGGACAGGACGAACGUGUAGGUCGGAAAACGAGCGGGGUGCCGGAAGAGAUCGCGUUCGUACGCAUACUACGCACUGCGCGCAUGGCCGAUGGAUUGCAAUACAUCGGACGGGGAGGAUAUGUGCGGGGGACGGGCGGCUCAAGGAGCUAGAUAUGGACGUGCGCUUUGGAGCAUGUUGAAUAGGCGUUUGGUGUUCUCGACUGCACCUGCUUGACCGAGCUGUACUGGAUGUUGCAGAAGGAUUCAUGGCCGGUGACCCUGCUUCGUGGCUGUGCAGAGCCUGGCCCCGGCCUGGGCAAGAGCUCAUGCGGCUGAGCCUUCAACGCUGUUUCUUCGCCGCGAAGCUUCGUCUCGACGCGGACGUUGGGCGGACGGAUUGGGUAAGCUGCGCCGUUCGCGGGACGUGGGGAUUUCCGCAUGCGUCGACGCCACGAGGACUCCAUCCUGUAAUGUGCGACGGAUUUGGAAGUCAACUGUGGUGUGUUUUCUGUUUCGGUUCGAUACUUCGGGAGCUUGCUUGCAGGCCAUGAGCCGUACGGGAGCUCGCCACCAUCCGGGCACGGCUCUGGCGGCGCUGCUCAUCGUUUAUAUAAGCCUGCGCACGACGAUCGCGAUGCACGAGGUCUCCCAGGACUGACAUACGUGUGUGUUUUCUGACAGAACCCAAGCGCGCCUGGCCAUGGCGCGUCCACGAGGCCCCGCGCUCGGCGUUCUCCUGUGGUGUACGCCGUGGUCGGGUGACGUAAGCGGAUGCCACAGAAUGCUGGGAGGCGUCGCCCAUCGUGGCACCAGCCAACGGCGUGGUGGCGUCCGUUGAGCGGGGGUGCGAACGCAGAUGAUGAGAGACGCCCGCGAUGCAUGUAUCGGACGAUUGCCAUCUGCGCCCAAGACACCCCUCGCCUGACCCGUCCUUUGACACCCGGGCUUCGAGCCCCCUGUGGGCAGGAGGCCACCUGAGGCUGUCCACUCUCGUCUCUCCUGUUGCGCUUUUUGCGUGCUCGGCAGCGACGAAUUGGGCAGUGAGAUACACCUGAAAGGCAGAGGCGAGCAGGAUGUGGAGCGUACGGGGAGGGCUUCCAAGAGGGCCAAUAUACGAGAUCGAAGCUGGGAAGAACAGCGGAGGCCGCAGCGCCGUGUGCGUGGAGAGCAGAUCUCCAGGCCUCAGUUCGCGAACGUCUGUCAACCGACCAGCUGGUGCCUCCACAUAAGGCUCUUGCCGCACUCGCCUGUGCGUGCCCCCUUCUUCCUUGGCAGCCUUCUAGGUCCCCUCCCCUCGGCUCUGUCUCUCUGCCCGAUCCCUCCAUCAGGUUCGCAGAUUCAGGCCGAUCGACGUGCACUCUCAGCGCCUGCCAGCUCUCGAAACCCCGCAAGUGAUAUAUAUACGGGGAUACAGCUACAGGUCCUGACUGCCGAGCGUCCCCAGCGUAGGUGUUCUGCGUCACGAUCCGACUCUACGCCCCGUAUCGUGCCUGCACAGCUCGUCCUUGGCUCGUUGGCUUUCUGUGCUCUGCUCCAUACCGGAAAUUGACCUUCCUUUUUUCAGUUUCAUCUGCAAUAAAACCCCGGACGCAAACUGGUCCUCCCCUAGGAGCCAAACGCUCGGCCGCAUGUCGGUUGCUGCAACGACCCGGGCCUCUCAGGGUGUAGUGUUGCCUGCGCCGGAGCAGGAGAAGGAUGCUCCUCCGAAGCGAUCCACGAUCGAAGUGGUGGACCUGCCCGAAUUCGAGGACUCGUUUCCCGACGGGGGAAGAGGCUGGCUCGUCGUGUUGGGAUGCUUCAUCUACUCUGCGUCGACCGUGGGAUGGGGGUGCGUGGCCCCCGUCCGGUGAUCACGAACUGUGACUGACAUCGAACCGAUCACGGGUGCACCUGACGCCUUCAGCUUGGUACGUUCAACCCUACAGCCUCUGUCAUCCCAACCGAUGCUCAUCUCUGGUCGGGGCUAGGUGUGGGGGGUGACCGAAGAGUUUUUCAAAGAGCACAUGUUCCCCCACACCUCGGACUCGGUGUUGACCACUCUGGGCAGUAUGUCGUGUCUGGUAAGCCCGCCGAGCUCCGCUUGCGCCCGAACGUAUGCGCUGACCCUCUGCCAGUUCAUGACGCUGGGCGGCAUCGUAGCAGGAAAGCUGGCUGACCGUUAGUACGUCCGCGCUGCCGCGUCCGCUCCCGCCACACGCAUGCUGAAGGUCCCGCAGCGGAUACAAGGUAUGCGUGCGUCCGCAGUGCACAUUGCCCGCCGAGAAGACCGAUCUUGUUGUGUCCCCCA